UGGUUUGCGCAUGAGUAACUUUGGGAGGAGGGUGGUCAAAGUUCCAGGUACAAAGUCAACAAACAGCCACAGUCUUAAGAUGAAGGAACCUACCACCACCUGCUCUUAUCACCAGCUCUAUCAAAAUGUGAAACAAUAUUCAAAAAAUGGGGAAUACUUCUGCAAAGAGCUCAUGUCCGUUUUCCAGCAAAGGGCAGAGUUGGAGCUUACUUACUCCAAAGGCCUACAAAAACUCGCGGGCAAACUGAUCAGGGCCUCCAAAGGAAUGUCAAACAAUUCCACCCACAGUGCCUGGUGUCAUGUGUCAGAUGAGAUGUACUCAAGAGCAGACGCCCACAGAUCAGUAGGAAAUGCAUUUCAGCAGGAAGCAAUUCUGGAAAUACGACAAGUCUUAGACGAGCAUAAUAAGAGGAAGAGGCCUCUUGACAGUGCCAUUGAAAGAACCGGAAAGCUUGUUACUGCUAACUGGAGUGAGCAACUGAAGAUCAAAAAGAAAUUAAUUGGACUAACAAGAGAACACGAGGCUCUGUUCAACUUUGUUGAAAACAACAAACACAUCUCCACUGAGAAAGAAAAACAGAAGAUGCUUAACAGGCUGACUAAGUCAGCAGAGAUGCAGGCGCGGGUGGAUGAGGAGUACUUUAAUAUCAACAUGGAGGGUCAUCAGAUGAGACUCAAGUGGGAAAACACAUUGAAAAACUGCUACCAGAUCAUACAGGAGCUGGAGAAGCAACGGAUUGAACUUCUAGGCAACAUCCUGAAAAGAUACAACCUCCAAAUGUACAGCUUUGGACAGACCCUCAAACACGGCCAAACACAGAUAGAACAGGCGGUCCAAAGGGUGGACACUGAUAAAGACAUACAAGCCCUGGUAGAAGAGAACAGAAACACCACUGAAGAUCACAAAGCCGAGUUUUUAAUGGCUGAUUAUUUCGAGGAAGACAGCAAAUCAUUCAUGGACAAAGACAGAAGAAGAGAGGCAAUCAAGCUUAAACUUCAGCGCCUCGACGAGAAUAUUACGAAAACAAAGAAAGACUGUGAAGGAAUUCAAACACUUAUGAAAACAUACUCUGAAAAUCCAUCUUUUUCCAACCAAAAGAACCUUGAGGAAACCGAGCAGCAGCUUGAUGAGAAUACUCUAAAACUGGAUCUCCUGGAGGCUACUCACUACAAACUCUCUACAUCGCUGUCUGAAUUAGAAGGGAAACCCAAGUCCCAUCACCGGUUCAGUGACAGUAUUCUGAAAUGGAAGGACAAGGACUGUGAACAUAGUCUAGUUCAGCUGACUCGUCCAGUCAGACUCAGGAGGACACCCUUCAGAUCCCGACAGUCACUGAGAGCUUCCAUCAUUUACAAAGGACCACCUCUGUUUGUGGCACAGCAGUCUGUGGAUCCUUCAAAAAAUGCCACUGACCAGGUCAGUUCUACAAGCACAACACAGGAAAGUCAAACUGCAGAGAGUGGCAGCACUGUUAAUGGAGUCUUGGAGCCUCACACGGAAGAGGACAAAGGACAAGCAGAUAAAACAACCCCAGAGUUGUGCAGUAUAGGAAAAUGCAAGGCCAUUUACAACUUCACCCCUGAGCACGAUGAUGAACUGGCUCUGAACGAAGGAGAUCUACUAGACAUUUAUUCCAAGGAAGAAAACGGCUGGUGGUUUGGCAUGCUGAACGGGCAGACGGGCCAUUUCCCAUCAACCUAUGUUGAAGAGCUACCUCGGUUAAGCAGCAUUAAAUCAUCUGAUGCCUGACCGACCCUGAAUCAAAUUCUAACCACAGCGAUGCCAAACAUUCAAUAGAAACUUAGUCUGGAAGGAACAAUAUCUGUGUAUGCACUGAUUUGAAUUUGGUUAAUUAUUCA
This is a messenger RNA of Pelmatolapia mariae (spotted tilapia), 1860 nucleotides long. RefSeq names its product nitric oxide synthase trafficking (gene nostrin). The record is from RefSeq and is a predicted model, not a curated record. Lineage: Eukaryota; Metazoa; Chordata; Actinopteri; Cichliformes; Cichlidae. The transcript has 16 exons. Gene Ontology annotation, cellular component: cytoplasm; plasma membrane. The coding region runs from base 11 to 1750 and encodes 579 amino acids. Gene Ontology annotation, biological process: signal transduction. Gene Ontology annotation, molecular function: protein binding.